This is a messenger RNA of Ruditapes philippinarum (Manila clam), 1167 nucleotides long. Its product is annotated as interferon alpha-inducible protein 27-like protein 2B. The transcript has 5 exons. NCBI's taxonomy places the organism in Eukaryota, Metazoa, Mollusca, Bivalvia, Venerida, Veneridae. Gene Ontology annotation, cellular component: membrane. The record is from RefSeq and is a predicted model, not a curated record. The coding region runs from base 81 to 704 and encodes 207 amino acids.
CAUAUCACAGGCUAGUUACUGGGUCAUAUAUAGUUUUAACUGUUAUUAUUGGAUGGAUAAGGUUGAUGUAUAUAAGUUAAAUGCUCGUAUCAAAAAUCUUCGCAAUGUUGAGAUUGUAUAAUGCAAGACAUGUUGCCUUGGUUACGAGAUCAAGUAAACGGAGUUCUUUCAUUCUAGAAAGUGAUUUUAGAAACGUAGAAAGAGUUUCGUGUUGCCGUUUUACAAAAAGUGCGAACACUACUAGCACAAGUAACAAUGAGAACAAAGGCCCUGAAAGUCCUGAAAAGGGUAAAACCGGCAUACUGAAAAGAAGAGUUAUACCAGCGGUGGUUGUUGGUGGUACUGCAGUUGUUUCAGCACCAUUGGUUCUUGUAGCAUUGGGAUUUGGCCAAGGUGGCAUUGCUGCCGGUUCAAUAGCUGCUACUAUGGCGUCAUUGUAUGGUGGAGCAGUGCCUGCUGGAAGUGUCUUGGCUAUUUUACAGUCAGCAGGAGCUGCGGGAAUUGGUAUUGCUGGCAAAGUUGGCAUAUUUUCGACGACAACAUUAUCUUCGUGUGGAAUAAUGGAAAUGGGUAGUCGGAAAAAACAGAAAUAUAAAUCAGAUAAUGAGACAGAGAAUGGGAAAAUAAAUGAAGGAAAGCAGGAGAAUGACCGCAUAAAAUCACACAAAGUUAAAUCACACAAAGUUAAAGAAAAUAAAAAAUGAUAAAUUAAAAAACAGAAAAGACAAUCUUCAAAACUUCCAUUCAUAAUGUUACAGAGCCUUCACGACACAUGAUUUGAAAAAUGUUCAAACACUUAAAUAAUUUACACGGAGGUGCACAAAAAUGUACAGUAGAAAAAAUAACAAUAGUGUAAACUGAUAAAUAGAUACAGAUUUAGGAUGAUCAUUAAAUUUGAGAAAUGUUGAAGUAUAAACACUGAAACACUAAUCUUGAUUGUUAGAAGAAUUUCUACACAUUUAGACAUAUAUACUCUUUAUGUAUAUGAUGAUGUUUUUUGGUAACAAUAUAUUAAAGAAUCAACGCUAUGUAUAUUUUUGGUAACCUUACAUUAUAGGACCGACGCUAUGUAUCUUUGAUAUAUAAAAAAAAUACUUCAAACUAUUGCAGACCUUCUUGUAAGAAAAACUUGUAAUUAUGAUGAGAUAAUAAAAUGUUAUCUAGGAA